Messenger RNA from Solanum stenotomum, 715 nucleotides. Its product is annotated as putative disease resistance RPP13-like protein 1. Bases 104 to 715 code for a protein of 203 amino acids. The transcript has 2 exons. NCBI's taxonomy places the organism in Eukaryota, Viridiplantae, Streptophyta, Magnoliopsida, Solanales, Solanaceae. The record is from RefSeq and is a predicted model, not a curated record.
AAAGGACAGUUGUACCAAUUACUAGCAAAAAAGAUAGAGUUUGAGAGAAAUCAGUGGUCAUUCUUGUUUGCAAAUUACUCUUAGCAUUCAACAGAUUUGAGAAAUGGAGAAUGGGUUAACAGUUGGUGGUGCAUUUCUCUCUUCAGCUUUGAAUGUUCUCUUUGAUAGGCUUGCUCCUCACGGUGAUCUGCUCAACAUGUUUCAGAAGCAUACGGAUCAUGUUUGGCUCUUCAAGAAGCUGAAAAGGACUUUACUUUGUCUUCAAGCUGUGCUAAGCGAUGCAGAGAGUAAGCGAGCAUCAAAUCCAUCUGUGAGUCAAUGGCUUAAUGAGCUUCGAGAUGCUGUCAACUCUGCUGAAAACUUAAUAGAAGAAGCUUUUAGGCUUAAGGUGGAAGAUCAGAGUGAUGAAUUUUGCUGUAACAUAAAGGUAAAGGUGGAAGACACUAUUGGAACAUUGGAGGUGUUGCAAGAGCAAAUUACUGACCUUGGCUUAAAGGAGCAUUUUGUUUCGACUAAACAAGAAACUACCACACCUUCAACUUCUUUGGUUGAUGAAUCUGAAAGUGCAAGUGGAGAAAAGCCAACUGUAGUUCCUAUUGUUGGAAUGCACGGCGUGGGUAGGACAACACUUACAAGAAAAAUUUUAUUACGUGAGAGGCUCACUUAUUGUCAUGAGUUGUGUGAAGAUUUCUUUGCUGCCAAAUGUACAAUAUGA